AUGUCUGCGACCUCGGUGAAAUGCAAGGAUCACUUUGAUAGAGGGGUGUCAAGCUUUCGCAAGGGUGAUCUUCAGAUUGCCUUGGGAUAUUUCACGCAGGCCAUCGAUUUGUCAAAAAAUCCAUCUGCUACACUCUACGACUCUCGAGCCGCUGUUCUUGAGAAACUGAGCCGUUUCAAAGAGGCCCUACAAGACUCGAAGAAGACUAUUGAUAUCGCUCCGAACCAGUGGCAGGGCUACGCUCGCUCUGCCAAUGUCUUUUUUCAACUCAAUAAAUAUUCUGCGGCCAUGAAGAUGUCGGUCUUAGCCAUCGAGCGUAUGAAGGACGAUCCAAAACUGACCACUAGACGAUCCGCCCUCGUGGACCUUCAGAAGAAACUUCGUGCGACGCAGGCUACGCCACACUCAGAAUCUUCGGCUCCACGACGGUCCACUGUACGUUCCUCAGAGAACAGCACACCUAUUCAUAACCUUCCUAUCGAACUCCUCACCGAAAUUUUCCAACUCGCUUCGUUCGAUGCUCCACCAGUACCCGUUCUUCUGUCGCAUGUAUGCAGUCACUGGCGCGCGGUCGCGCUUUCCCUCCCAUCGCUGUGGCGCGUUCUCAUCCUUUCGAAGAGCAAACCGACACAGAAAGCGAAGGCAUGGCUUCAAAGAUCGCAUGGCUGUAUACACGAGCUCUGCCUAAAGUCAGGUCUCUCACAAGGAAUGGUGGGGCCCAUCCAUGUCAUGAUGCAAUCUCUGGAUUUAGGCCGACAGGUCCUCGCGGAGUUGGAGAACUUGCAAUGGGAACGCCUGCGACAUUGUACGCUUGGUGAUCGCACAUCGUACACAUUCUUCAGCUCUCUUUGGGAGUCAGGAGUCGGGACGAACAUGCGGCAUUUACAGAGCCUGGACGUUGCGGAGUUGGGCGAGAGGUUGUGGCCACAGCGGCGACACUGGUUGCUACAAGACGAAGAGGACUCUGCCAUCGAUGCAGCCGAUGCUCCUCCUAAAUGCGAUCUGAGCCUUCGUUCUCUUACAAUGCGCGGCGCGGCACCCAAUUGGGACAUUAUGUUGCCACACGUCUGCAACCUCACCUCUCUCGAAUUGUACGACCAGCCUCGCGAAACGGAUCGUCUCCGAGACGCCAUGCAUAUCAAUCCGAACCUCGAGACGCUGGUCAUUCACGCCAAGACGUCUGCUCCGUUCCUGCGUCCUCCAGCGCCACCCUCCGUGCCGCCGAACGUCCUGCCCAUAUUGCACUGUCAAUUUCUCCAUCAUUUGGAACUCAGCGAUAUCACCGACACUUCAAAUGUCGGGCAGCUGAUCGACUUUCCAGCCCUUCGCACACUACGACUCUCCGGUUCGUCACCAGGUUUCGUUUCCCAGGCUCUCGCCCGAAAUCCCGCCGCUUCAUUAGUGCAUCUCGAGGAACUCAGCCUUCGACGAUGCUACUUCCUCUUGGACGACCUUAUCCGUACACUGUUGAAUGCUCCCUCCCUGCAUACCUUCUGUUUCUCGCAUUCGGUCCAGGACGUCAACGAGGUUGUCAAUGUCCUCACAGAACCACCUUCUGCGAAGUAUCACAUCUACAACCCAUCCGCUGCGCCUACUUCACCUCCAGACUUGCCUAUCACCUGUCCUUCUCUGCGACACGUCGAACUGACGCAGUGCGAGAGACUCGGGACAGGCCCACUCGUCAGGUUAGUCUCAUCGAGGAUGAGGCUCGCGGCAUCACAAUCGGCAGAUACGGUGGACACCGUUGAAGGCAUGGCCAAAAAACCUAUUGGACGCAUGGAGGUUUCCAAAAUUCAGACUCUGCUCGUGAAUGAGUGUCCUCGUAUCGAGGCGGAUUCGCUGCCUUGGUUUAGGAGUAGUGUGCCGACGUUUAGUUGCAGGUAUAUGUCGAAGAAAGAGGCGAGCAGGAAGAGAUGA
Molecule: messenger RNA, 1917 nt
Organism: Stereum hirsutum FP-91666 SS1
Lineage: Eukaryota; Fungi; Basidiomycota; Agaricomycetes; Russulales; Stereaceae
Exons: 2
Coding region: 1-1917 (638 amino acids)
Molecular function (GO): Hsp90 protein binding
Source: RefSeq, a predicted model, not a curated record